Spodoptera litura is the source of this 1993-nucleotide messenger RNA. Its product is annotated as brachyurin. Gene Ontology annotation, molecular function: serine-type endopeptidase activity. Lineage: Eukaryota; Metazoa; Arthropoda; Insecta; Lepidoptera; Noctuidae. Gene Ontology annotation, biological process: proteolysis. The record is from RefSeq and is a predicted model, not a curated record.
UCAAAGACGGAAGUUUAAAGAGGUGAGACUAGGUCACAGCAUUCCCAGUACAUUUAUCUCUUAUCAAGAUAAAAUACAGGGAAAUUGAUAUCGACUAUCAAAUUGUCCAUACACUUAACAUUCGUCACAGAACUGAGAUAAAAUAGCAUUUCUCACAUAGAACGCUUACAAAAAUUGUUAAAUAAAUUAAAUAAUGUUACAAAUAUUGUGCCUAUGGUCUAUGUUCGUAUGGAGUGUUGGUGCUAGUGUGUGUGAAGGAGAACUUUGUUCCCGAAAUGUGGCUCCUAGAAUCGCGGGCGGAGACAGAUCUGAACAAAAUGGGCGACCUUUCAUGGUGGCCUUAUACUCGCGGGUGGGCACUACAGGAGACCUAGGAUUUUGUGGCGGAGCUCUCGUGAGCCCUGAAUGGGUGAUUACUGCAGCACACUGCUGUUUCCAUAACGGAGAAGAAGUUAAUCACGUACAGGCUAUUCUCGGCGCCCAUUCUUUGUAUGACCGCUAUGAGCACGGCCGACGCGUGGUGAACGUAGCCGAGCUGGUGAUCCACCCGGAUUACGAUCCUGACACCUUCGCUAACGACAUUGCAUUGCUAAGACUAGCCAACACUAUUCAGCUGUCUGAUAUGAUAUCUACGAUCCAGCUGCCGUACCGCAACAUAUCAACGUUCAACUUCGCAGGGGCUGGGGCUACCGUGUCCGGUUGGGGCAUAGCCGCUGAGGGAGUGACCUUCAUAUCGCCGACGCUUCGUGAGAAGAGGAUGACAGUGUUAACGGACACUUUCUGCAACACCACGUACUUCAACCAGUUGCCUGAUAGUACUAUAUGCUCCUUCCAUGGCGUUGCCGGUACUUGUAAGGGCGAUAACGGCGGGCCGCUGACGAUAUUCUACAACGCAACUGAAGAGGAUAUUUUGGUUGGAGUGACUUCAUUUAUCAGCUCCACUGGCUGCAAUGACGACCAACCCUCUGUGUUCACGAGGGUACAACGGUACCUCGACUGGAUCAGCCAACUGACUGGAGUACCAAUUCUCUAUCACGGGCACAUAAUGAAGGAUAUUAUAAUAUUUUUUGUUUUAUAUCUCACUGGUGUGUUAGCUUUUUUGGAAGUACCGACCAAUUACCACGAUGCCAUCGGUAUUCCUACUGCAAAGCGGAUAAAGGAUCUGGAAGAAGCCAUUCAAGCUAAUCAAACUGGAACUAUCGAGGACAGGAUCAUCGGUGGAAAGUUAGCACCUUUGAACGCGUACCCUUUUUUCGCUGGCUUACAUAUAAGUUUAGUUGGUACCCCAAAUACGUCAGUAUGCGGUUCUACAUUAUUGUCUCCCAGUCGGGUGGUGACUGCUGCUCACUGCAAUUUUGAUGGCGUCGAACUAGCCUCGGAAUUUACUGUAGUUUUGGGCUCCAAUUUCCUGUAUAAUGGCGGUGAACGUAUUGCCACUAGACAAGUCGUCAUGCAUCCCUACUAUAUACCCGGGGUAGCAAAUGAUAUCGCUAUGCUAUACUUGCCCACGAACGUUAUAUUUACGGAUAUUAUACAUCCGAUUAGGUUACCAUAUAUUUCAGAGUUAGACAACCUUUUUGUGGGAUAUGAAGCCAUAGCUGUUGGUUUUGGAAGUACUAGCGAUACACAUCAAAAUAUAGCUGAGGACAUAUUGAGCUACGUCAUGCUCCAGGUGAUCGACAACGCUGAAUGCAAGCCGUUCAGAGUGACGCCUAACAUUAUCUGCACGAGUGGUGUUGGACCUGUAGGACCUGUGGGUAUUUGUAGUGGAGACUCCGGUGGCCCCCUUUUCACCUUGGACUCCAAUGGAAAUCCUUUAUUGAUUGGUAUCACCGCCUUCAGGAGUAGACUGAACGGUUGUGAAGGAGGUGACCCUUCAGGUUUCACUCGAGUCACCAGAUACAUGGAUUUUAUCAUUUCUAAUUUAGACAUCACACUAUGAGUGUGCUCUGUAAUACAUGGUGACAGAAUGUUUAAAGUACCUAUGUAAUAA